AAAUUGACAGGUUUAUCAACGCUGCGCGUUGCGCGUGUUUAUACAUGCACGUAUGUAUAGCAAUAAUGAAAUAUCUCUCGAAAGUGAUGUGUUUUAUAGGAAGGCGAAAGUGCCGAUAGUUACAUAAUACGCCGGAUAUAAUAAAUAUGUGCCUUGUGAACUUCAUCAAACUUAUUAAGGCCUAGUUGAGCGAACGUGUGCAAAUCAUGAGCCGGUACGCUGCAUUACUGGUGCUCGAAGCAUUGACACUUCAGUUAGGAAUCUCCGUCGAAAAACCUGCGCCACAUGUCGCCAUUAUAGGAGGUGGCAUUGGUGGUGCGUCUACUUUACAUUUUCUUUCCGAGUUAUUGAAUGGAAAUUUGGAGAUUGAUUUGUAUGAGGCAAAGACUGUGGGAGGACGAUUGGCAACCAUCAAAAUUGAUGGAGAUGAAUUUGAGGCUGGUGGUUCGAUUAUACAUCCUAAGAAUAUGUAUAUGCAAAGAUUCGUUAAACUUUUAGGUUUAGAACACAGUUUUCUUGAUGAUCAGAAAUACGGUAUAUGGAAUGGAGAUGAGUUUGUUUUCACAGAGAGUAAUUGGUCUAUAAUUUCGCUGCUGAAGCUGUUUUAUAGAUAUGGUUUUCAGCCAUAUAAACUCAAGAGACAUGUAGAAAACAUGAUCGAAGAUUUUGUGAAGAUAUAUGAUCUGCAAGAUGCUGGGCAAUCUUUUGCCAAUGUCACUGACCUGCUAUCAGCUAUGAAUAAGGAUUUCCCGAAUUUAUUACAGAUAUCUAUAAGAGAUAAGCUUUUACAUAUGGGAUUUACAGAAAACUUAAUCAAUGAGUUAGAACAAGCUACUAUUAUAACAAAUUAUGGUCAGGAAGUUGAUGUACAUAGUUUCGUUGGUUUCAUAUCCUGGGCUGCGAGUGGUGACUUAUGGACUGUCAAAGGUGGAAAUAAAAGAGUACCAGAACAUCUUGUUUACAGAACUAAGAAUGUAAAUGUAAUGCGGAAUCGUGUUACAAAGAUUCGCAAUUUAGCAAACAUCAAUAAUUCGAGCCGAUACGAAGUGACUUACACAAAUAAAGAUGGCACAGAUUCAAUAACAUCGAAUUAUGAUAUCGUAAUUAUCGCCGCACCGCUUACAAAGGACCAAGCAUCUCAGAUAGAAUUUAUCGGAUUUCCGGAUAAUUUAAUGUUUCCAGGAAGUUAUCAAAUAACACAUGUGACGUUUGUCAAAGCUAAUCUCAAUCCAAAGUAUUUUGGCUUGCAAGAGAUCUUGGAUGGUAUUUUAAGUUGCAAUCCCAACAAAACGAAAAUCAGUACGGUUGGGGCAUUGGAGUCUGUUGACGGUUUGGUUAAGAAAAAUCCACGAGUUUGGAAGAUCUUCAGUAGAAAACCUGUGGAAUCAAGUCUUAUACACGACAUGUUUUCUAAUGUCAUUGAGAAGAAGGAAAUUGCUUGGAAGGCAUAUCCUCGUUAUUCAACAAAUUUGAAUUUUAAUAAUUUUAAGUUGCAUGAUGCAUUGUAUUAUGUCAAUGCUAUAGAGUGGGCUGCGAGUGCCAUGGAGAUGAGUGCGAUAGCUGGCAGAAACGUGGCUAUUUUAGCGCACAAUGAUUUUCUUCAAAUGCAAGGUUUAAACGAAGAAGCCAUUAAAGAUUCAACUAAAAAAUUACAUGUAUCUACAGAAUUGUAGUGAUAUUAUUUUUUUGUUUGUUAAUAAAUAUUAUUAAUGAAUUUUACAUUAAGGACAAAGAUAAGAUUAUUUUUGUGAAAUAAAUGUAGUAAGAUAAAAGAAGUGAUAAACAAAAAAAUGAGUAGGUAAAAUCUAAAGAAGAUUGCUAAUAAUUUGUGAUAAGAAUUAAUAUUAACACACAAGAUGUCAUUAUUUAUCUAAAUUUAACUCAUAUGUUAAACUUCACUUAUAUUUGCAUUUUUAAUUUACUGGACAUAUUUAGGGCCUUUUGCAUUGUAAUCUUUUUGUUCAAAAUAAAAAGAAAUUAAUAAAAAUUGUACAAA
This is a messenger RNA of Pogonomyrmex barbatus (red harvester ant), 1996 nucleotides long. Its product is annotated as prenylcysteine oxidase 1-like. Gene Ontology annotation, molecular function: prenylcysteine oxidase activity. Lineage: Eukaryota; Metazoa; Arthropoda; Insecta; Hymenoptera; Formicidae. Gene Ontology annotation, biological process: prenylated protein catabolic process; prenylcysteine catabolic process. The record is from RefSeq and is a predicted model, not a curated record.